GACCGGUGCUUCAACGUGCUUCCAGUGUGUCUGAAAACACCUGAGGUCCGGACAGAAAACUGAGCUAAACAAUGUCCUUUGAUGAUCUGUUGACAAGUCUUCAGGACUGUGUGAUCACCGAGGACCAGCCACAGGAACCUGUCAGCCACACCCUCACACUCUUCUGUGGUAAACUGUCUGAAUCCUCCAGGAGCAGUGUGAAGAGAUGCAAAGAGCGGUGUUUAGAGGAGGCUGUGCAGCUGCUGAGGCGCAUAUCACACACACAGCUUCUGGGUUUGGAGGACAGGCAUCUCCUGCUGCUUGUCAAACUCCUCAUCUCUCUGCAGCUGCAGAUGGUCAAUAUAUCUACAGCAUGUCGUAAAGCAGACCAGAUGUUGCAGCAUUUGGCAAAGGUGAACCACCAAUUGGUUUUCAGGGAAAUCCAACAGUGUUUGCACCCCAUGAUCCAUACUGACCAGAUAUUAUCACUGGAGGAUCUGCAGAGAGUCUGUAUGUUCCUGGAAGACAGCAGUGUUGGUCGAGAGGUGUGGCGAGAGUCAUAUCUGUCUUUGCUGGAUAAAGUGGCAGAGUUAUUCCCUAUUGUACUGCAACAAGACUCCCUAAGAGAUGGACCACUGUGUUACAUUACUGUGAAGGUGUGUCUGCAGAUCUUUCAGCUGUUAUCCACUGAAGUAUCUUCUGUAGUUUGGGAGAAGAAGGAUGGGAGCAGAGCAGCUCAAAACAUCUUGCAGGCUCUCAUGGACAUCGUACUCGGACAGUGCUGCAACAGGGACGCUCGUCUGCUGGCAGGCACCGCUGUGGCCAUGCUGUUGAACACUGCAUCAGAACACAGAGCAGGAGCAGCAGGAGCAGGAGCAGGAGCAGCAGCAGCGUGGAAUCUGCUCCAGGUCUCCCACUCAGGGUCGUGGCUGCUGGCUGUGGGUGUUCUCCAGGUGCAGUGCAGCUCCUCCAGAAAGGACGGCGUGGACCGGCUGGCUGUGACCAGGGGCCUCCUGACCUGCUGCCGACCUCACAUCUUACUCAGUUCACAUGAUGAUGCCACAGAGAUGUGUUUGCUCCUGGACGGUUUGUUUCCUCUUGUUUAUGGUUUAUGUGAGGAGAAGCUGAACUGUCAGUACUUUGCAUUUGAAGUGUUAACGCUAUGGCUGAAGAAAGUUAAAGAAUGUCUGGCUGAUAUCUGGAAGACGGCAGGUGUCCGCCUUCUGCCUGACAACAGCAGCCUGCAACAGCAGCUCAUUCACAUCAUCUGGACUAAUGCUGACAGCCCAGUGGAAGGUGUGUCAGAAUUAGUUCGGAGCGCCUUUGCUCUGUUCCUGGACAUCUACCAGAUGGACUGUGAGCAGUGCGGUGACACAGAGAAGACUCUUUAUUGUACUUUGCUUCAGAGAAUAAUCAAAUUGCCGUGGGAAACCAAAGCCAAGUAUCAUCACCUCUGUGCUCUGCUCCCAUAUUUGGGUACUGACAGGGUGCUGGAUCACUAUCCUGAAAUAUCCGAUCAUCUCCUGAAGUGUUUGUCAACCAAUCACCUGUCUCCAUGUGGAUCAGAGCUGUACAAGUGUCUGAUCCAGCAGCAGAAGCGAGAACUGGGUGAUUCGCUCAGUGAGGUGCAUCUUGCUGAUCACUGGACAAGGCGUUGGCGGUCUGUCCUCCUUGAGGCGUUGACUUCUGAUAUGGCUCUUCUACAAAACAACAGCUCAACACACUUGCUGCCCUGCACCUUUCAAGUGUUUCCUUCUGCUGUGGAGCCUCUGCUCACCCCUCUGGAUCCAGGUCAUCCUGGACACCUCCACGCCUGGGCCUGCAUCAUGAGCUCCUACAGAGCCACAACCGGAUCCUCUCCCUGGGCUAUGCAGGGCAGCUCAGGUCUUGAAAUCCUCAGUCUAGCACUAGAAUCUGCAGAUGAUAAAGUCCGUCUCGCUGCGUUCAGCCUCCUCUGCUGCAGCCCAAAGACCAAAGAGGCUCCAACCCAAGAGGAGUUGUCGAUAAUAAGGAACUUUAUACCUCAGAACUUAAAUUGUGAGUCGUCGCCUUUUCGCCAGCAUUUUCAGGCAGGAGUGAAGAGAUUCCUGGUUCGUAUCAGAGAUAGCUGCUUAUCCUUUGUCAAAGGACAAAAGAGCAAAAAGAAAGGAGAUGCUGCCCACUCACAGCAGGCAGAGGACACACUGGACCAGGGAAUAGGUUUUGUGGAGUGGUUGGCUCAGCUUCCAUACUGUUAUCUGGCACCAGGACACAGCUAUCAAAGGAAGAAGACUGCAUUGCUGUUGCUGUCUGCAGUGUUAGAAACCUGCACAGACACCUGGAGCCCAGGCAAGAAGAAAGGACAACCUCCAGUGAACAUAGGGUGUCUUAUUAAUUAUGCUCAACAAAAAGGACUGUGGGAUUUCUUCUGCCGAACUAAACAGCUCAUCCUCAUCAGCUGUUUAGAGGAUUCUACAAAUGAGAUUCGGGAGCUUUCAGCAGGUUUGUUGUUGAGAUUUUUCCCUCCAAGUUUUCCAGAUGAUGUCGCUGCUGUGCUGCUCAUGCGAACCAAACAACUCCUGUGCAGUCCCCGGGUGCAGGAGGCUCAGAUGGGAGCUGUGAUGAUGAAGGUGCUCUUUCUGAAAUCACAAGACCUGUCUGAGGGCAGCAGACUGGAUGGUAACAUGACUGUCAGCAAUGGAACUAAAACCAAAGCCUUCAACUUUGUCAGAUUUCUGGUGAAAGAAUUAGAGGAGCAUUACUUAACAGCCAAAGCCGACAUGAUGCUGGCUGCCAGGACCAAGCCGAUACAUGGUAUUCUAAGUGCUCUUCAGAGGUGUUUGCUGGAGUCACCCAGCUGCAUCUGCGAUGACCUUGACCCCAGUCUGACCUGUGACGUACUGAUCCUGCUGGAGAACAUCUCUCUGCUUCUUCUGGGUGUGUUGUAUGGAGACCAGGACAUUUGUGCCACAGAGCAAGAUGCGCCCCCUUCUUUUUGUGAUAUGGGCAAUGCCAUCACCUCUCUGAUUACCCAAGCAUCUGGAGGAAGCCAAGGCGACACAGAGUGUGUGCUUCUGUCUGAAGAACACAGCCUCGUUCUCACCUGCUGCUGGGUCUCCCUCAAGGAAACAGGAAUAUUUUUAGGUUCUCUGGUGGAGCAAAUUCUCACCAAAUCCAAACCCAACAAGUGCCCUCUAACAAAAGCAGAUCUAAUAAGAGCAUCGAAAGUAUUUAAGAAUAUUCUUCUCAAAUGUCGUCACUGGGGGGCAGUAGAGGGAUGCUGUGCUGGCUUCACCAGGUUUUGUGCCUCUCUACUGAGCACCAAUGAUCCAGAGAUCAGGAAUAUCCCAGCCAACAUGCUCAAACAAGGGCUGCAGGUCAUCCAAUCCCCUAGCUCCACUUCUGUCACCCGGCGGGCUGCAGGGUUACCAAUGCUCAUCCUGUGUAUACUUUCAGCAGAGCAGGCCAGUAAGGCACGUCCACUGUUAGCCCACAGUAUGCAAACGUUACUGGAGACCGCCAGCACCCCUCUGCCUGAGAACUGGGAUCAAACACUGGACCUCCCACAGGUGUGUGCGGUUCACACUCUGCAGGCCCUCGUCCGUGGCACCGGUCUAGGUGUCGCUGUCCUUCAGUUUGCUCCUGCUGUUGCCAUAUUGUCCCUCACUCUGCUCACUUCUUCCUGCUGGGCCAUGAGAAACGCUGCUCUGCAACUUUACAGUUCUUUGAGCUCUCGAAUACUCGGCCAGUGGCCUAGCAGUGAGGAGGGUGGCCCCGCGCAGCAUGGCAUGUCCCCUGCUGCCUUUUUCUUCCACUAUCCUGCCCUCCAGCCCUUCCUUCUGAGAGAGUUCAGGCGGGCAGCACAGGUUCUUCAGGGUCCAUCUAGUGAGGCCCGGCUUCACCUCCAGCCCUCCCUCUACCCAAUUCUUACUCUGUUAGCCCAACUCCAGCCUGGUGUCCAAGACUCAACAGAAACACUGACAGACUUCCUGCCACCUUUACUCCAGCUCUCUGCUAGUCCCAUUUACAGUGUCAGAGUAAUGGCUUCUAGGGCUUUGGUUGCCAUGACUCCCACCUCAGAGUACAUGAACAUCCUCAUCAAACUGAUGGCUCAGGUCCCAGGGCCACAGGAGAGCUGUUGUCAUAACCGGCUCCAUGGACAGCUGCUGCAGAUCAAAGCUCUUCUAGACAGAGCUCUGUGUGAUGACAGUGCCCCUCCGGCUGACCUUUGCGAGGUUCUAAGUAAGGUAGAAGCCUCAAUGUGGUUGGCGACUGAAGCUCAGCGCUGCCCCCUGGUGAGAGCAGCCUACAUUGACGUGGUAGAGUCUCUUAGAAGAUUCUGCGGUGACACGUUCCUCUCAGAGCUCAGCAACACAUUAACUCAUGAACUCCAAAUGCCUCAACAAGGGCUUCAGAUUGGUUUGUCAUCCUUCCAUGAAAGAGCCAUCCAGUUUCUAUGUGCAGACUUACAUUGGGCAGGUCAAAUCUGGGACAGUUUUUCUGCAUUGAGUCCUGAUUUGAAACUUACACUGGUUGCGUGGGUGGUGGAUGGGUGGAGAUCCCAGAAGACCGGCUUGAAAGGGGUAAUCCAGAGGGUUUUGCAGACACACCUGAAGGAGGCGUUAUUGAGUCACUGUGUAGAAUAUCACAGGACUUACCUGGCAGCCCUGGUAGAGGUGAUGACUGGCAGUGACUUCCCUUCAAUGAAACAUCCACCACAGUGUCCCAAACUGGAACAGAUGGUUGUACUUGAAUGUCUGGAUUUGUUACUUGUGAAUCUGGAGGAGCAAAGAGGUGGGCCAGAAUUUCUGUCCUGGACUCUGUGUGCUGUCAGCAUCCUGCUCCCCCAUUGUUUUCAGAUUUCCAUGAUUAAGCGUUGGUUUGAUAUCUUGGAAUGCCACCGGUCGCCUGAUGCCCCAGAAGUGCUCAGAAUGGCUUGUGCUGAGGCUCUGUGUGCUGCUGGAGUUCCUUUAAUAAACCCCAGCCUGAGAGAACUUAACACUCAGCCAGCCAUCAAGAUCAGGCUGAUCAACACAGGCCUUUACUUGCUGCAAGACCAAAACUUGCAGGUGAGGAUGAAAGCAGCCUGUUUUGUCUCCAUGCUGCACCAUACCACAAGAGGAGGUCAAGGAAGUAUAUGCCUUAUGCAGGUCAACAGAGCUAUGCCUCUCCUGCUGGACCACAUGCUGGAGGAGUGCUGGGACACCCCUGGUACACUAGAGGUGCUGCUGAGUCACCUGCAGCAGCCUGACCUCAGAUCUGUGCAAACAGAAGCCUUAGAGAUAGGGUGCGGCAAUUUGUAUGAGCAGGAUGAGGCCAAUGUGUUUGCAGAGCCCUCAGUGAUGUCUGCACAGGUGCUGCCUUAUCUGCUGCAGAUGGCUGACAGCUACUCUAAAUCCUCUGCCUUGGCAAAGCGCCUGAGUGCCUGGGCAGAGGAGAACACUCCACAGGUGUUAGAUGGCCUUGCAGUCUGUCAAGAGCUGCUGUCAGGUGAGCUGCUGACCUGGGUGUCUUUGCUCAUGCACCCCCGUUUCCACAGCACCCUGUGUGGUCUGUUCGCUAGGGCAGCCUUCCUGCUACGACUGUUGAAAACAUCUGAUGAUAUGCAACACCUUUGUGAUCCCUCAAGUUUUCACAACAGUGUACAGGACAUUUGUGCUCAGUUCAGUCAGAAUGGUGUCCACUUUCCAUCUGCUUUAACACCCGCUGUGGCUGGAGAUCUGUCACUGUGGCACAACUGAGGAGCUUACAUGGCAUACACUCAUUGAGCUCAUGGUGCACAGGAUAAAGUUACCUGCGGAUAUUUCAGGAAUGCUUAUGACAUCCGCAGUACAUAUACAGUCAUAGUUUUGAAUGAGUGAUGCAACUGCUGAUGCUGCAGUACAUCAGCACUUGGCAGGCUGGAUAAGUUAUGCAAGGGUUCAGUGGCUGCAGCCUGUUGUAUCCAUCAUCACAUUACUCCUACAGUGAACAGACCCUUGAUAAAAACACCCACAUUAGCAACAACAACAGAUCUGUCUUUAUGCUACCUUUUAUUGCAAAAGGAAGGUUUUGUCCAGUUAUUUUCAUAGGAUUUUUAUUAACAUUUACCAGCAACAAUAGCAGUAGGGCUCAGACUGAUGCAGUGAUGUAAUGCAACAACAUCUGGGGAAAUUGUCUGCUCUGUGCCCAGCAGGGAAUAUAGUGUAUGGUUUAAUGCUCCAUUAGAGGUCUUCUGCCUGGAUAAGUGUCCAUUUUCCACAACCACAUGAGGGCUAAGGAUGAUUGACUGGAUCUGAUUGAGAGCUGGUUGUUGCUCCGCAACCAACCACACACUAGCGCAGGCUUACAUCAUCAGAUAGCCCACUGGUUUUAUUUGAGAGUGGAGGCUCUCUGUAUUAGACACACAUUGGCAUCAAACAGUCAAUGUCGUGUUCAGUGACCUUUUUCAUAACUAUUUUGGUCAUUGGACAUUGGUCAUUGGAAAACGUGAUAGAUCAGAGUAUGGGAGCAGUGCUUCAUCACCAAAGAUUUUUAUUCCUUGGAUUUCUAUAUGUUUGUAUGGAAAAUACUUACUCUAACUGUAAACUGCAGAGUCUGUUUCAGGUUUCCAUUUUCUAUACACCAUUGUACCUUUGAGUACCUAUAUUAUGUAAUGUCUAUGACAUCAAUCCUGUCUUACUGGUCUGUACUUGAAUCUUAUGCAACAUAUGUCCACAUUAUAAAUGCCAAAAUUAACACCCGGACUAUCCAUCCCCAGGAGAUUAGUAUCACAGCUUGAUGUAAGUCUUGUUAAGAAUGUGAAAAACAUAGAUUUUAAAUGAAGAUACUAAUGAAAAGUGUAGAGCAGACAUUUUAUACAUCUUUCUGGACAAAACAUGACUUAAGUGUUCACUAAAAGUGUGAGCCUCAAAAUAUUAUUAUUGACACUGAUGAUGUGGAUUUUGUAAUAAUUUUAAUAAAUAAUAAUAAAAAAUUACAAUAAACAGUUUGACAUUGGUAUGAUUCAAAUAAGACAAAGGAUCACGUCAAAGUUUAAAUGUGACACCUAGAAUGCGACCUGAGUCCUUGACAGAUUUUUUUGUGGUCUCAAAACAAAGACAGACUGUGCUGUCUAUGAAAACAAAGAAGAAUUUCCAGCAGUGUAAAGAAC
This is a messenger RNA of Sphaeramia orbicularis (orbiculate cardinalfish), 7090 nucleotides long. Its product is annotated as thyroid adenoma-associated protein homolog. The transcript is spliced from 31 exons. Gene Ontology annotation, cellular component: cytosol. Gene Ontology annotation, biological process: tRNA methylation. The coding region runs from base 72 to 5699 and encodes 1875 amino acids. Lineage: Eukaryota; Metazoa; Chordata; Actinopteri; Kurtiformes; Apogonidae. The record is from RefSeq and is a predicted model, not a curated record.